Anopheles maculipalpis is the source of this 3059-nucleotide messenger RNA. RefSeq names its product serine/threonine-protein kinase PRP4 homolog (gene Prp4k). The record is from RefSeq and is a predicted model, not a curated record. Gene Ontology annotation, biological process: peptidyl-serine phosphorylation; mRNA cis splicing, via spliceosome; peptidyl-threonine phosphorylation. Gene Ontology annotation, molecular function: ATP binding; protein serine/threonine kinase activity. The coding region runs from base 60 to 3059 and encodes 999 amino acids. The transcript is spliced from 6 exons. NCBI's taxonomy places the organism in Eukaryota, Metazoa, Arthropoda, Insecta, Diptera, Culicidae.
UGAAAAAGUGCAAAAUUGGUGUGCUCCUGUCGCAUAGUUAAGCGUAGUUACUUGUAGAAAUGACUUCCCGGGAAGUGAUCAGCAUCGCAUCCGACGAUAGUGACACCGAGGAGGAGCAAAGCCCGCAGAGCAAGCUUACUGAAUACAAGCAAAGCAGCAGCAGCAGCUCACGCAAACACAAAAAGCAUAAGCGACAUAAAAAAUCAUCCAAAUCAGAGAAGGGGGACAAACAGCACAAGCCAAAAAAGCAUAAGAAACACAAACGAAAGCAUCGGGGCGAGGAUGAGGAUGAAAGUAGCUCCGAAGGUGGUGAACCUGCUAAAAACGGUGGCUCUGUUGAAUCAUUCCGGAAGAUUGAACAUGUUUCACGUGCAAAACAAUCGGUCGAGGAUGAUAGUGUAGGUGAUGACCGUGCCAGAGGAUACGACCUUGCCGCGCGUUCGAAGAACAAUGGCAGCACGAAGGCAGUGGUUGACAAACGCAAGGGGCACAUUUCUACCGAUCCUGAUAAGCUGGUGCAAAUGCUGACUCAAAAUCUUGAAAAGCGCAAAGAGGAUGUGGUUUCGGUGGAGAGCGAAAGCGAUGGUACUGCAGUGGAAGAUGCGCCCAGCCCGGAUGUUGCCGUUAUUGAGGACGAUGAGCUCAAUUUGGAGGAACUCAUGCGGCAGAAAGCUUUGCUGCAGGCGUGCCUCGGUGAGUAUGCUACGGACGAGGAGGAUGAAGAAAAGCAGUCAAGAGCGGAUCCGAACAGGGAGCGGCCAGUGAAGAAGAAGAGAGUCGAAGGCAACGAUGCAGUCAUUACCAUCGAUGGUGAUUCAACGCCGGACCUGAACGAUCAGACAAGAAAACGAACGUCAAAUGUCGUUAACCGUUCUUCAAAAGGUGGUAGGGAGGACCAACUCUCAGCUGGACAUAGGGGAAACAAUGCCGAAUUGGACAGCAAGAGAACUAAGGAUCAUCAGCAGCAACCAGCGGAAGCACGUGCAAGGCAGCUAGAGCGCGAACGGGAACGGGACCGUGAGCGGGACAUCAGAACCAGGGAAGAGCGCCGUAACAGAGAGGAGGAUAAUUACAAGCGGCGCAUGGCUGAAGAGCGGUACGAGCGGGAAAAGGCUCGAGAAAGGGACCGUGAGCGUGACCGGGACCGGGCACGAAUGCGUCAACGGGAACGAGAUCGUUCGCUGGAAAGACGGCGAGAUCGUCGUGGUUUCUCGCCUCGGGAAAGAAGUCGCGAUAGACGAUCCAUCGAGCGCGAUCGGGGUCGUGGUGGGCCUGGUGGAUUGGGUGGGCCGCGUGACCGUUUCCGUGGUCGUAGCAGGAGUAGAGACCGGGAUAUGAGAGGUGCUGGUGGGAGAUUCGAUCGGGACAGGGAUCGUGGACGUGAUAGAGACCGCGAUCGGGAUUACGGCCGUGGUAUGCAACGGAAUGGUCGCGAUGGUCGCGGUGGCGGCAAGGGACGCAAAGCGGACGAUGAUCGCUUUAAAGAUUCGCUCAGUGAGGGUCUGAAACAACAAAAGGAAUCCAGCAGUGAUAGCGAGAUUGCCGACAUCGAUAUCGAUGAUGAAGAGGACGAGGAAAAGAUUAUCGAGAAGAGACGCAAAGAGCGUGAAGCUCUGCUCAAGAAAUUGGGCGUUGUAAAUGAGGACAGUAACACGAUGAUGGAGGUGGAACCACCCGAGCUUAGACAGGUCAGUAUGGGCAGUACGGAGCCAUCGUCGCGCAACGAGAGCCGUGAAGGAACCAGCCAACGUCCGGACGAGCGCGACCGGGAGGGAACAGAUCAUUCGCUCACCCCACCGAUACCGAACGAGCGGAAGGAUCUGAUGGGCAAGGUAGAACGUAAGGCGAAAGAAUCACCCGAACCACCGAAAGAUCUGGACAGGCAGAGUAAGGAACCGAAAAAUUCUGCGAAAGAAAAUUCUAAACGCCCCGAAUGGGACAUGUUUGCCGAACAGGACAUCGACUCGAACUUCGACUCACCUGGCACAGUUGUGGCCAACAAGCAGGCGCACGAGAAUCCGGCCCUGACGGACAACUGGGACGAUGCGGAAGGUUACUAUCGUGUGCGAAUUGGCGAAAUCCUGGACAACCGGUACGUGGUCGCUAAUUACACUGGACAGGGUGUGUUCAGUACGGUGGUGAAAGCGAGAGACCAGGCCCGUGGAAACGCAUUCGUGGCUGUCAAAAUCAUACGCAACAAUGAGAUCAUGCAUAAAACAGGCUUGAGGGAAUUGGAAAUUCUAAAGAAACUGAACGACGCCGAUCCCACCGAUCGGUAUCACUGUCUACGUCUGUACAGACACUUUUUCCACAAGCAGCAUCUGUGUAUGGUCCUUGAGCCACUGUCGAUGAAUCUGCGUGAAGUUUUGAAAAAGUAUGGCAAAAAUGUCGGUCUACACAUCAAAGCCGUACGAAGCUACACUCAACAGCUGCUGCUUGCGCUCAAGCUGUUGAAAAAGACCGGAAUUCUGCAUGCCGACAUCAAACCGGACAACAUUCUGGUGAACGAAAACAAUCUGGUGCUAAAGUUGUGCGAUUUUGGGUCCGCUUCUUCAAUAACGGACAAUGAAAUUACACCGUAUUUGGUAUCGCGGUUCUACCGUGCUCCGGAAAUCAUUCUCGGUUUAUCGUACGAUUACGGCAUCGACAUGUGGUCCGCCGGUUGCUCCAUUUAUGAGCUGUACACGGGCAAAAUUUUGUUUAGUGGUCAGUCAAAUAAUCAAAUGCUUAAAUAUUUCAUGGAUCUAAAAGGCAAGAUACCGAACAAGCUGAUACGGAAGGGGCAGUUCAAGGAUCAACAUUUUGACCAGAAUUGUAACUUUCUAUCGCAUGAGAUAGAUAAGAUCACCGAGCGGGAAAAGGUCGUGGUAGUAUCAAUGAUUAAGCCCACGCGGGAUCUACAACAGGAAUUGAUUGCUGGACAAAAUCUACCGGACGACCAGAUACGGAAAGUAUCGCAACUGAAGGAUCUGUUGGACAAAGUGUUUGCACUUGAUCCAGCAAAACGGAUUUCACUGAACCACGCUUUGGCCCAUCCGUUUAUCCAAGAUAAAAUCUAG